This is a messenger RNA of Schistocerca nitens (vagrant locust), 405 nucleotides long. RefSeq names its product serine/threonine-protein kinase TNNI3K-like. Gene Ontology annotation, molecular function: protein binding. Lineage: Eukaryota; Metazoa; Arthropoda; Insecta; Orthoptera; Acrididae. Gene Ontology annotation, cellular component: cytoplasm; nucleus. Bases 1 to 405 code for a protein of 134 amino acids. The record is from RefSeq and is a predicted model, not a curated record. The transcript has a single exon.
AUGCCUGUAAACGCACGAGCCAAGACUGGGUGGACUGCACUGCAUGUCGCGGCGAUCGUCGGGCGCCCUGCAGCGGUGAAAUGUCUGCUGGAGUGUGGUGCAAAUGUCAAUGCGAGGAGUGACAAGCAGGAGACACCCCUACACUUUGCCGCAUUGUAUGGCAGAGUAAAGGAAGUAGAGCUGCUGAUUGCUGCCAAAGCAGACCUGGAAGCAGCUGACGAGAUGGGGGACACACCCCUGCAGUUGGCUGCGGCAUGGAACCAUGAGCGUGUGGUGAAUGUGCUUCUGAAGGCUGGUGCGAAAAUGAGAGACAGGGGCUUCCAGGAAAGGGCUCAUACGUGCGUUAUGGAGGAUGUGAGCAACCUUCUCCUACAUCUUAAAUUGGAUGUAGGAGAAGAACAGUGA